GCCCGCCGGCCCGGAAGGAGCCAACGGAGUGCCCGCGGCGGCUGACUCAAGCGGUGAGAGCCCGUUACCACCGGCGCCAGCGGCCGGGUCGACGCUGUGGUUUCGGUGCGCGCCGUAGGCGGGAGGCCUAAUGCGCUCUCCGCACGCAACUCACAGGCGGCCCCGCCGGUGGUCGCGGCUCUGUUCCGCAGGGUCCUAGGCGGACGUUUUCGGCUCCUCCCGGAAGCCUCUAGAGCACCAGGGUCUGCUGGGGUCUGCAGUGCAGGAUGGCCCUGGGUUGACCCUGCUGGGGUCUGCAGUGCAGGAUGGCCUUGGGGUGACCCUGCUGGGGUCUGCAGGACGGUCCUGGGGCGACCCUGCUAGGGUUUGCAGGACCGUCCUGGGGUAACAGUGCCUCCCCCAUGGUGGGGACCGGGCGCCCUCUGGCUGCCGGGAAGCUCAGCGCCUCCUCACCAUGUGUGCUUGGACCAGGACUUUAUACUCCUUUCCGCAGAGACGUCACUUGCUUACUGACCAUGGGGCCCCUGAAUCGGGAAGCCUGGGCCCGGCGCCUGGCGGCUUUCCGGGCCAGUCCAUCCACCUUCAUGGCACGGGCCGAAAGUGAGGAUUUGGGUCUCGACCUGCUGAGCGACUUAAGGAGUGACAAACUGAGCGAGCAGACCAAGGUUUCCUUGUUGGCACUGAGCUUGGAGUACUCAGACAAACUGUGGCCUGAUGCACCUGCUGCAGAGGCUGCCGUCACCUCCCUGUUGGACACUCUGAUCCUCCUACCCCCAAGACCUUCAGCUCUGCGCAGGCCCCUGCUGCUGGCAGCCACCACAGCCCUGGUGGCAGGGGGGGCUCUGGGACCCACCUCUGAAGCUUCCUGUCGGCUCCUGCCCCUACUGCUACGCUUAGCUUCAGGCCAAGAUGUGGGACGAGCCUUUGGACCCACCGCAGAACAGCACCCCUUACAGGCCACAGCGUGUGAGUGCCUGCGGGAGCUCGAGAGCUGCAAACCGGGGCUGCUGGGAAGCUCCCUGGGGCUGCUGCGGAGCCUCCUGGGACAAAUGGGGCCGGUCCAACCCCUCAGUCUGCUGCUGGCUCUUGUGCUGCACAACACUUUGGUGGCCCAAUCGAGGUCUGGGGUUGGACUGCAGGGCCUGCUUGUGGCUGGGGCCUCCUCCACUGGGGGUAGCCGCUGGGACUGGACACUGGCUGAGGAGGGGGAUGCCCACCUUCAGCCCCAGGCACCCAGUUGGCCCACAGCUGAGGAGGGGGAGUGUGGCCUUUCGAUACUAGAGCCCAGCCCUGAGGAGGCCCGGGAGCUGAGGGCUGCCGUGGCUCAGCUUCUAGACACCUCCUACCUGCUCACUCCUGUGGCCCAGGCCCACCUUCUGUGGCUCCUGGGCUGGGCGAUGCGGGGUCUUCGGGGACAGCUACCAAUGCUUUUCAAGCCACAGCUGGUUCGGCUGCUGGGCACAGCACAGCUGACACUGCUGCACUCGGUUCUUGCCCUCAAGGCCACCUUCGGUGAGGCCUUGUUCACCACUCAGGAUGAGGCCCUGCUGCUCCGCAGGCUCACCUUGGCCGCCCAGCACCCAGCCUUGCCUUCGCCCACCCAUCUCUUUUACCUGCACUGCCUCUUGAGCUUCCCUGAGAAUUGUCCACUGGGGCCUGAAGGGGAGGAGGCUGCCCCCCUGCUACUGGGGCCCCAGUUAUGUCGUGGUCUCAUGCCUAGUCUCCUGCAUGACCCGAUGGCCCUCCUGGCUCACCUGCACUUGUUGUGUCUGCUCUGUGCUGAAGAUGAGGAGGAGGACAAAGGCCAGGCUCAGAGCCCACGGCAGUUCUUGGUGGAACUGCUGACUGGCCUGCUGCAGAGGGCAGCCCUGGGUGAUGGUCCCCGAGCCUUGGCCACUCUCUGUUUCCAGGCCACAUACCUGACUGCCAGCUGCCUGGCAGGGCAGCCUGCAAUACUGACACCCUUGAUCCAUGGACUGGCCCAGCUAUACCAGGCUCGACCUUCACUAGUGCCGCACUUUGUGGACCUCUUGGAUCGGGUGGGCCCUGAGCUGGGAGAGCCCCUCAGGAAGGUCCUGUGGCAGGAGGUGGUAACCAGGCCAGGCCCGGGUGAAGCUCUUGGCUGGCACCUGCAGAUGCUGGCAGAGGUGGCAGAGGGAGGUGCUCAGAGUGCCACCCUCAGCUUUCUACAGGCUACAGCCCCCCACUGCACCGACUGGGGCCUACAGCAGGCCCUGCUGCAGGUCUGUCGGGCCUUGCUGCAGACCAGUGGGGGAGAUGGCCUGGCAGACUUGCUGCAGAUGCUGGCCAGGCAGCUGGAGGACCCUGAUGGGCGGGACCAUGCCCGCCUCUACUAUAUGCUCUUGGCCCACCUGGCAAGUCCCAAGUUGGGGGUGGCCCUGGGCCCCUCACUUGCUGCACCUGCCUUGGCUUCUUCACUGGUGGCAGAGAACCAAGGCUUUGCGACAACACUGAUGGUUCAGGAGACCCCAGCCCCAAUUCAGUUGAGUGUGGGGCGGCAGAAGGCCAGAGGCCCACUCCCAGUGCUUCGGCUUCAGGUGGAGGCACUGGAGGCUGUCUACUCUAUGGAGCUGCGCUUCUGUGUCAAAGGACAACUCUAUGAGCCUUUGGAGGCCAUCCACAUACCCUGCCUGUGUCCAGACCGGCCUACCCAUCCUCUGUACCUGACCCUGAAGCCCCGACGCCCAGCCCCUACCCAGCUACAGGUCCAGGCUCUUUAUACCACAACCACAGGCCUCACAUGCCAUGCCCACCUGCCACCCCUGUCUGUGAACUUUGCUGAUCUUUUUCUGCCUUUUCCCCAGUCCCCCAAGGGCUCUGAGCUGAGUUUCUUUGAGGAACUCUGGGACUCCUGCCUGCCAAAGGGUGUGGAAAGCCGUGUGUGGUGUCCACUUGGGUCACAGGGCCUGGAGACCUUGGUGUCCCAGCACCUGGAGCCCUUCGUGGUGGUGGCCCAGCCCCCCACCAGCUACCACAUAGCCGUCCACCUGCCCCCUCACUCGAUGCUGCUGCUGCGGCUGGAAGCAGCCCAGGCAGAUGGAGUGCCUGUGGCCAUCAGGACUGAUGACUGGGCCGUGCUGCCUAUGGCAGGAGACUACCUCCGUGGGCUUGCAGCCUGUUGAGUGACCCCUGGGAGGCCAGGUGGGACAGGACUGGUGGCUCUUGGGACUGGCCCAGCGGGUUGCUAAGGGUCAUAACAUAUUCUUGCAGCUCCAAUUCCAUAAAAACUAACAUUCACUAC
Messenger RNA from Nannospalax galili (Upper Galilee mountains blind mole rat), 3262 nucleotides. It is a transcript of the gene Ap5b1, whose product is annotated as adaptor related protein complex 5 subunit beta 1. The coding region runs from base 402 to 3143 and encodes 913 amino acids. The transcript is spliced from 2 exons. Gene Ontology annotation, biological process: endosomal transport. NCBI's taxonomy places the organism in Eukaryota, Metazoa, Chordata, Mammalia, Rodentia, Spalacidae. The record is from RefSeq and is a predicted model, not a curated record. Gene Ontology annotation, cellular component: AP-type membrane coat adaptor complex; lysosomal membrane.